Coffea arabica (coffee) is the source of this 1830-nucleotide messenger RNA. RefSeq names its product putative disease resistance protein At1g58400. Gene Ontology annotation, molecular function: ADP binding. NCBI's taxonomy places the organism in Eukaryota, Viridiplantae, Streptophyta, Magnoliopsida, Gentianales, Rubiaceae. Gene Ontology annotation, biological process: defense response to other organism. The record is from RefSeq and is a predicted model, not a curated record.
AUGUUGAGAAACUCUUCUAUUAUGGGCAUCACCGUCAACAUUCGCAACCUACUGGCUUUUGCAAAAUGCUUAGUGGUUAUUGAUGAUUUGUGGUUACUGGAUUACCUAGACUGGCUAAAUCCGCAGUUGCACGGGAUGCUAGAAUUUAUUGUGAAAAGAUGCAAAGGCAUACCGUUGGCCAUUAAUGUGCUUGGAAGCUUGUUGGCAACAAAGCAGACAUCAGGUGAGUGGAAGGCAGCUCUUCGCGCUAUGGAGUUGUCUAACGUCCAUCAAGAAGAUAGUUUGCAACUGUUAAAACUGAAAAUUUUAUCUUUAUGUUAUGAUGACAUGCCACACCAUUUAAAGCUUUGUUUCCUUUAUUUGGGCCUCUUCUCUGAGCAACCAAGCAUAGAGGUGGAAACACUAUACCAGCUGUGGAUGGCUGAAGGCUUUGUACAACCGAACAACGAAGAAUCUGCAAUAACAAUGAUGGAUGCAGCGGAGCAGUAUCUGGAUGAAUUAGCAACCAGAGGUUUUGUUGAGGUUAAUGAAGCUGAGGUUCCGAAUAUCAGACGGUUCAAAUCUUGUCGUCUGCAUAGCAUGAUGUUAGACUUGUGUCUUCACAAGGCCAAACAAGAAAUAUUUUCUGAGGUUAUAAGAUCAUGUCAGAGAAACGAAAUCAACAAGUCUCCCACUCCAUUCGGCAACAUACGUAGACUUUCCAUGAACGUUGGUGGGGGUUAUCAGAGUGAAGAUGUAAUGGCCGUCUUGCUGAAAAAUGCUUACAUGCAUCUUGGUUAUCUUAGGUCUCUUCUUCUCUUAAAAUUACCCCGACGUUUGGAGUUUGUAGAGUUUUCGGAGUCAAUAAACUUGAAGUUGUUCCUCUUGCUUAGAGUUUUAAGAUUUGAUGGUUUUGACCUACGAGAGAGCAAAUUUGUUGGAGAAGUUGGGAAAUUGACAUCUUUGCGAUACCUAAGCUUCAGAGACUGUCGCCUAAACAACCUGCCAUUAAGUCUUGGUGAGUUGUUGAACUUGCAAACACUUGAUUUGCGAGUAGUAAUAGAUCGGAUGGUUACCAUACCAAACAUCAUCUGGAAGUUAAAAAGGUUGCGGCAUCUUUAUUUGCCUUCGAAAUUUAAUGCUCGAGAGGAUGAUAAGUUGCGUUUGGAUAGUUUGGUGAACUUGGAGACGCUUGAAAACUUUGAUACCAGUGCAUGCAGUACAACCGAUCUUCUCUUCUUGACGAGUCUUCGGAACCUAACAGCAUCUGUUAAAGGGAAUGCUAAGUCCCUACAGGGCAUCAUCAAACGCAUAAAUAUGAACCAGAAUUGCUUAUGCCAAACCUCUAUUCAUGUAAGACGUUUCGACGCAUUUACUGCAGAAGAGAGAAAUUUGUCAAUGAGCCAACUACUUGAGUGUCCCUCCCUUCAUACGUUGCAGAUCAAGGGAUGCAUGAGCAUACUACCACAUAUAAUUUGUUACAGUCUCACUCGCAUAGUUCUAAGCCGCUCUGCACUUGUCAAUGAUCCUAUGGCAACUCUGGGGAGGUUUCCAAAUUUAUGGGACCUUGUUCUAGAAGACGGAGCUUUUUUGGGAAAACGGUUGACUUUUGCAUCAGGGGCAUUUGGUCAACUCAAACAUCUUACACUCUCAAAUUUGCCAAAGUUGGAGUUCUUGAUUGAAGAAGAAGGAUCAAUGCCCAAUCUUUGUACCUUGCAGGUCGAAGGAUGUAACAACCUUAAAGAGCUUCCAAUCAGACUUCAGGAAUUGCAGGGUAAGAAUUCUUUGCAACCAUCAAUGUUGAAACUUCAUCCUUGUGAGGGGGCGCCAACUUUGUAUUGGAGUACGUGA